AUGCUGUCGGUCUGGAGUCACAAGCUUGCAUUACUUAAGGCUAUUCAGUUUUUUGAUUGGUUGUUACCCAUCUGUAAAAUGAUGGACACUAAUAUAGACAUAGGAUUGUCUAUCUACUACUCAGUUAACUUGACUCCAGAUCUAUUAAAGGGACCAGGUGUCCUAGAGCAUUCAGGCCUAGCUUUUCUACAGCACUCAGGACCACAAUGCCCUGUCUUCCAGUACUUGUGUUCUAUGCAGCAGAAAAGGCUGAUUGAACUAAGCGUGCGAGACGCCAACACCCUCCCCUGCAAGGCACGAACCUCGCAGAAGAAAUCUGCGCUCCUCGGGACCGGCUCCUGCGCUCGCCGUGCGGUCUGCGUGCGCUCCCCGCGCCCGGGGCGAAGCGGUCGAGGAGGAGCCAGAGCGGGGAGGCGGGAACGACCUGCCACGGGUGAGAUGAUGGAGCAGCGUCUUCGGAGGCCGCCCAAGACAGACGGAAGUCAUGGCUUACCCCUUACUCCUCUGCCUCCUUUUCGCUCCCCCGGGGAAGCUGUUGGCGCCAGCCCCGACCCCUCGGGACGGCCGGAUUCCCCUCGAGAGAGGACCCUGAGGGGGAAGCAGCACGCCCAGCAGCCGGCUCGAGCCUCUGCCCCGGACCCCUCGGCCGCCUGGAGCCGCUCCACCGACGGCACCAUCUUGGCGCAGAAACUCGCCGAGGAGGUGCCGGUGGACGUGGCCUCUUACCUCUACACCGGGGACGCCCACCAGCUGAAGCGAGCCAACUGCUCCAGCCGCUAUGAGUUGGCCGGCCUGCCGGGGAAGUCUCCAGCCUUCGCCAGCUCCCAUCCGUCCUUGCACGGGGCGCUGGACACGCUGACACACGCCACCAACUUCCUCAACAUGAUGCUGCAGAGCAAUAAGUCGCGGGAACAGAACUUGCAGGACGACCUGGAGUGGUACCAGGCGCUGGUGCGGAGCCUCCUGGAGGGCGAGCCCAGCAUCUCCCGGGCGGCCAUCACCUUCAGCACCGAGUCACUGUCCACGCCAGCCCCGCAGGUCUUCCUCCAGGCCACGCGCGAGGAGAGUCGCAUCCUGCUCCAGGACCUGUCCUCCUCCGCACACCACCUGGCCAACGCCACGCUGGAGACCGAGUGGUUCCACGGCCUCCGGCGCAGGUGGAGGCCCCAUUUACACCGCCGCGGCUCCCACCAGGGGCCCCGGGGCCUGGGCCAUAGCUGGCGACGCAGGGACGCGCUCGGCGGGGACAAGAGCCAUGUCAAGUGGUCUCCGCCUUAUCUGGAGUGCGAGAACGGGAGUUACAAGCCCGGGUGGCUGGUGACUCUUUCCGCUGCUUUCUACGGGUUACAGCCUAACCUGGUCCCGGAAUUCAGGGGUGUUAUGAAAGUUGACAUCAAUCUUCAGAAAGUAGACAUUGACCAAUGUUCGAGUGAUGGCUGGUUUUCAGGAACUCACAAAUGCCACCUUAACAAUUCAGAGCCAUUGGGUCCAGGAUUCAAAACGCAGUCUGCCAGAGAAGAAGAAGACAUUGACCAAUGUUCGAGUGAUGGCUGGUUUUCAGGAACUCACAAAUGCCACCUUAACAAUUCAGAGUGUAUGCCAAUUAAAGGCCUAGGGUUUGUACUUGGAGCCUAUCAGUGUAUUUGCAAAACAGGAUUCUACCAUCCUCGAAUCCCAUCAGUGAACAACUUUCUGAGAAGGGGUCCAGAUCACCAAUUUCCAGGAAGUACAAAAGACGUGUCAGAAGAAGCUCAUGUCUGCCUGCCUUGCAGGGAGGGCUGCCCCUACUGUGUGGAUGACAGCCCAUGCUUUGCCCAGGAGGAUACGUAUUUGCGACUUGCUAUCAUCUCCUUCCAAGCCCUGUGUAUGCUGCUUGACUUCAUUAGCAUGCUGGUGGUCUACCACUUUCGCAAAGCAAAGAGCAUCAGGGCAUCAGGACUCAUCUUGUUGGAAACAAUCCUUUGUGGGUCUCUGCUGCUGUACUUCCCAGUUGUUAUUUUGUAUUUUGAGCCGAGCACAUUUCGCUGUAUUCUCCUCAGAUGGGUCCGGCUUCUUGGUUUUGCUACUGUCUAUGGAACUGUCACUCUCAAGCUUCACAGGGUUUUGAAGGUGUUUCUGUCACGAACAGCCCAACGAAUUCCAUAUAUGACUGGUGGACGGGUCAUGAGGAUGCUGGCAGUAAUACUCUUGGUAGUGUUUUGGUUUCUCAUUGGCUGGACUUCAUCUGUGUGCCAGAAUUUGGAGAGGCAGAUUUCACUUAUUGGCCAGGGUCAAACAUCUGAUCACCUCAUCUUCAAUAUGUGCCUCAUUGACCGUUGGGAUUACAUGACAGCUGUUGCUGAAUUUGUAUUCCUCUUGUGGGGCGUUUAUCUCUGCUAUGCAGUACGGACAGUUCCAUCAGCAUUUCACGAGCCACGCUACAUGACUGUUGCAGUUCACAAUGAGCUCAUUAUCUCUGCUGUAUUCCAUACAAUUAGAUUUGUUCUUGCUUCAAGACUUCAAUCUGAUUGGAUGUUGAUGCUGUAUUUUGCACACACUCAUUUGACUGUGACAGUCACUAUUGGGUUGCUUUUGAUUCCAAAGUUUUCACAUUCAAGCAAUAACCCACGAGAUGAUAUUGCUACAGAAGCAUAUGAAGAUGAGCUAGACAUGGGCCGAUCUGGAUCCUACCUGAACAGCAGUAUCAAUUCAGCUUGGAGUGAGCACAGCUUGGAUCCAGAGGACAUUCGGGAUGAGCUGAAGAAACUCUAUGCCCAACUGGAAAUAUAUAAAAGGAAGAAGAUGAUCACAAAUAAUCCCCACCUCCAGAAAAAGCGGUGCUCAAAGAAGGGCUUGGGCCGUUCCAUUAUGAGGCGCAUCACUGAGAUUCCAGAGACCGUCAGCAGACAGUGCUCCAAAGAGGACAAGGAAGUUGCUGACCACGGUACAGCCAAAAGCACUGCCCUUGUCAGGAAGAACCCACCAGAGAGUUCAAGUAAUACUGGGAGACCCAAGGAGGAAUCCCUUAAAAAUCGGGUCUUCUCACUCAAGAAAUCCCAUAGUACUUAUGACCAUGUGAGAGAACAAACAGAAGAAUCCAAUAGCCUACCUACAGAGAGCCAAGAAGAGGAAGCCACAGAAAAUUCCACACUGGAAUCUCUGUCAGGCAAAAAACUAACACAAAAACUUAGAGAAGAUAGUGAGGCUGAGUCCACGGAGUCGGUGCCUUUGGUGUGUAAGUCAGCAAGCGCCCACAACCUCAGCUCAGAGAAGAAGCCUGGGCAUCCACGAACAUCUAUGUUACAAAAGUCACUGAGUGUCAUAGCAAGUGCCAAGGAGAAGACUCUUGGACUAGCUGGGAAAACCCAAACAUCAGGUGUGGAAGAUCGUGCUAAAUCCCAGAAACCUAUGCCAAAAGAUAAAGAGACAAACAGAAAAUACUCCAAUCCAGAUAACACAGAGACUAAAGAUUCUGCCCCGCAGAACUCCAAUCAUUUGGAGGAGCCAAGAAAGCCUCAGAAAACUGGGAUUAUGAAACAACAAAGGGCCAACCCCUCCACUGCCAAUUCUGACCUGACCCCAGGUACCACCCAGACAAAGGACAAUUUUGACAUCGGGGAAGUGUGUCCUUGGGAGAUUUAUGACCUGGCCCCGGGUCCUGUGCCUUCAGAAUCAAAAGUCCAAAAACACGUAUCUAUUGCGGCUUCUGAAAUAGAGAAGAAUCCAACUUUUUCCUUGAAGGAGAAAUCUCACCACAAGCCUAAGGCAGCUGAAGUAUGUCAGCAAUUCAAUCAGAAGAAUGUAGAUAAGGCUGAAGUAUGCCCUUGGGAGAGCCAAGGUCAGUCCCUUUUCGAAGAGGAAAAACAUCUGAUUUCCAAGACUCCAGUUCUCUCAGGGAGAGCCAAAGAUGAGAACGGAGACCAGCAGGCCACAACCAAUGUGUGUGCUGGGCAGUAUGAAGAACUGCCGCCCAGAGUUGUAGCCCCGAAAGUCGAGAACGGAAAUCGCAACCAAACAGGAGACCAGGAACAAAAGACAUCUUCCUCUGUGGAAAAUGCGCCCGGCUCCUAUAAGCCAAGUAAUAACUUCCGGCAACCUUUAACAUCACGAGCUGAGGUGUGUCCGUGGGAGUUUGAGACCGCAGAUCAACCAAAUACUGAAAGAAGUGUAGCAUUACCAGCUUCUUCUGCUUUAAGUGCAAAUAAGAUAACAGGACCUCGGAAAUAAGAGGUCUGGGAUCCAUCCAAAGUGUAGCGUUCCCGGAAGAAAAGGAAAAGGAAGAAAGCCUGAAUUUGAUAUAAGAUGGAAGAUAUGAAAAUCACAAAGUCCCAAAAAAGUAAUUUUUAAGGGAAGGAAAUAUGGCAGAUAGUGAAGUGAGUUUAGAAACAUGGGCUGAAGAAGACUGGGAGGUAGGUGCAACAACAUCAUGAUGGAAAAAUCAGACUUUGGCUAUGAAAAGUCAUUCCCCUGGUAACACUAGGAAAACCUUUCCAUUUCAGCAUGUUUAAGGGAAAUAACCCUCAGUGUCUGCCCUGAUCCCUGUUUACCCAUGGGACUUUGAAGAGUGUAAGCAAGGCAAACCAGGACACACAGAAGAUGUAUGCAAUUUUGCAAAGAAGAAAAAAUAUAGACCUACAUGAUGAAGUUUUAAGUAGCUGUCAGAAAAGAACUUCCAUUACCUAUUUAACCUUGAUAGCACUGCUAACUUAAUGCAUCCCCAAAAUACCUUUUAUAUUAAUGGUUGCUCUCAUUUCCUUAUUAUGUAUGUUUCAGUACAUUGUUGUGUCUCAUAUCCAAGCAUUCCAGAUUAUAUAAUUUUUGCAAAUAACUUUGAUAUUAUGUGACACAACACAUUUAUGCAAUCUACAGCUACUCAAUUGUUAUUGCAGCAUACAGAAUACCUACUAUCUACCAACUUCAGUUGAUUCUUGAAGUACCGUAAGCUUUCUCUGGCUUGAGAAGCCAUAACUGUUAUGAUAAAGAAAAAAUUUAGUUUUGGCUGUGAUUUAUAUAUUGUGAAUUUGGAUUUGACUCUAUUACUUCACAUUAUGGUUUUGUUAUACUGUCUUAAUCAGGGCUUUUGUUUUUCUUUUUUAAUACAAGUUGAGUUGUUUUGCACUUCUCGUUAGGACUCAGAAAGUUUGUUAAUAUUGAAGAGCAAGUGGUCCUACUUAGCUACAUGUCUCAAUAAGUUAAGGACAACUUACCCAUUGUUUGUUCAAAGUCAGAAACAGACGCCGUCAUUCUGAUCAGUUGUCCCUUUUACUCUUUCAGUAUUUCACACUUAGCAGCAUUUCCUUAGGGAAAAGCUAAGAGUCAGAAAAAAUAUACUGUGCAUUAUUAUUACCACUGGACAGGGAAGACUCUAGGAAUGACAUGAGAAGUAUAGCAGUACUACAGAACAGGAAAUUUGCCUUUCAAAAUAAAGAGGGAGAGGUAGUUCCUGAUAGCACUUUCAAGGGAUUAUUUUUUUAAAGAGAAAAAUUAUGAUAGCAUUGAGAUCAUUGAAUGGAUAUAUUUUUAUUAUACAUAUUGAAAAUAUAAUAUUUUAAAUGACCUUAAACUAUUUAUUCUCAUAAACUCUUAUUCAUUGCUUCAGCUAGAAUAGAACUUGCUGGGCUCAAAUCCCAAAGAGGUUUUAUAAUCUGAUUUAUUGAAAGCCUAUAAGGUGAUAUGGGCUCUUCAUUUUCCCAAGCACUGGAAAACUUACAAGUCCUGCAAAUUGCCAUUGUGAGCCACCUAGCUCGAAAUGUAAAGUGUAAGAUUUAUUUGCAACAUAAAACAUCCCCCAAAGCAUAUUUUCUAAGACUUAGCGCAUUCUGCACUGAUCUCUUGGCAUGAAAAUCCUAAAUUGCUGACUUAGCCCAACUGAUAGGAUCAUGCAAUGAGAUUUCAAAGCUUAGUCUCAUUUUAUAUAAAGACGAAUCACUUCAAAAUAGAACCAAUACUUCCUUUUCUGCCACUCUACACACUGAAGUAUCACUGCUUAUUUGGCCAGGACAUUUCCAGACUAAAGAACCAUUUUUCAUUUCAUGAGCAGCAGGAGAACAUGCUAGAAGGAUAAAUGAUAGGAAAGGGGAAUCCAAAGGUGGAUACAGAGCUGUUCUUAGAGAAGAUUAUUCUCAGUGGAAGGUUAAAACAGAAUUCUCUGUGUUCAUCAUCAGAAUUUUCUCAGUGACUUUUAUUCAGGAGUAAAUGAGCAUGUCACCAUUUUGCAAAGCUGUGCACGAAUCCUCCUCACCCAUUUGCUUGCUUGGUGCAUUACUCAGGUUGGUGGGAGAGGUUCAGAGAGAGCGAGAGAAAUUCUAUUUUUGUGUUCCCUUCAUUUAUUUCUUUCAUCUCUUCCUUUCCAGUCAAGGCCAAUCUGCUUGGUGACCUUAUUUAUAGGUGUACUUGUGAAUUUGGUUUGGAGUUUUUAGACCCACAUACUUGUUUCACUUAAGUUUGAGAUGAGCUAGCACUCGGUUCACUUUCUGAGAGAGGCAGUCAGGCAUCAGUGACUUUUAUUGCACUUCAGGAUGAUCCUGCCAGAGACAUGACUUACAGAAGACUUGCCAAAGGAUACCUUAGGGAAUUCUACAGUUCAGAGAUUAUUCUCCACCAGCAUAAAUCAGUAAGAGUGCCUAGGGUCUUCCCUAGAGUUUCAUUGCCGUUACUUAUCACCAAGAGAAAUUCCACCCUACCAUUCUGGAGGUUAUUUUCCCAGAUUUAUGACAAAAAGAAAGUGAAUAAACACCAUUAAGGCGGCAAACAUUUGCUAGGUUGUCCUUCUCAGUGCAUGUGCAGGCUGCAUCCUGUCCUUGUUUUUAAGCCAGGGUUUAUAAAUAAGUAGAUUUAUACCAGUCUUAAUAGAACUGUAUAUUUUAUGCAAGAAUUAAAUGCUUUACAACAUGAAUUAUAACUCAACCCAUCGUAAACCUUGGUGGCAAUAUGGAUUUGAAACUCGACAGUUCUCUUGUAUUUGCUUCCUAGAUUUUUGCAUGCAAGUGAUGACAGGUAGGAUUGAAAAAAAAAAAACAAAACACUGCCUUUGACUUCUAGCAUUAGCAACUGAGAGUUGUAGAGUCAAUAAAGCUGUAAGUCUUUUCACUUAAUUGUGGUUCUUCUGAAAAUAUUAUCUGAAACCUACAGCAUCCACCAUGAAAUAUUUGGUAAAUUUAUGUUGUGAUGUGUUGUAGCAUGUAAAUAAUGAUAACU
Molecule: messenger RNA, 7176 nt
Organism: Tupaia belangeri chinensis (Chinese tree shrew)
Lineage: Eukaryota; Metazoa; Chordata; Mammalia; Scandentia; Tupaiidae
Gene: GPR158
Product: G protein-coupled receptor 158
Exons: 15
Coding region: 1-4206 (1401 amino acids)
Biological process (GO): G protein-coupled receptor signaling pathway
Cellular component (GO): membrane
Molecular function (GO): G protein-coupled receptor activity
Source: RefSeq, a predicted model, not a curated record